AUUUCAGCCAGCCCUGAGUGCCAAAGUCGUCGUCAUGGAACCUGAUUUGUUAGACUGGUGAAAGAAAGGAAAGAGAGAUAGAUGCAGAAAGACGGGCCGUCCCAGGUUUGACCGAUAUCCGUGUAAACCUGCCUAACCUAGUUCUAGAGCCUAGAGCAGCUAUCACAGGCACUGUUCCCCCCUUCCCACAAUAAUUAAUUGCUCGCUCAAUUUGCAGCUAUGGAGGACCGCAUUCCAAGUCUCCUCACGCUCAUCAUCACCACUUCCCCGACGCCCUCAGCCCCCGAGACCGAACUCCUCACCCAGGUUAUCGCGUCGUACCGGCGACACUGUCCCUCUCUGUUGACAUGCCGCGUCAUAGUCGUCCUGGACACCUACGACCACAUCAAACCCCGCGCCCGUCUCAAGAGGGGACAGGUAACCGCUCAGGGUGCCCAAGUCUACGACGUGUACAAGGAAAAUGUCAAGGAGCUGUUCUUGGCCGAGUACUGCCCGGAUCGUGCGCUUCCGAUACCCAUGACCCAGAGCUCCGUCGAGGCCGAAUUCGGGUUUGACGGCCGAAACAAUCCGCUCGGCAGCGCAGUCUCUGUCGCGGUUAGUCGCACGGACGAUGGUAGGGUGACCUUUGUGGAGCCGGCCGAUCGUUUGGGCUUUGGGCUUGCCGUGCGCACUGCCCUGCGCUUGACAGAGACCAGCUAUGUGUGGAUUCACCAACAUGACUGGACUCUCGUCACAGACAUACCCAUUGCCGGAAUGCUGGAUGUCAUGGAGGCAAACAAAGCAUCACCAGCUGGCCUACCUUCGACCCUCUCAUUGUCGUCCUUGUCACUGUCCUCGGCAUCAACCUCUGAAGCUCCGGCCUCAGCCCUGGAUACUGCAACGGUUGGCUCUUUGCCCGGCUCUCCCGCCGCAGCAGACACCCCCGGUGGUACAGGCGAUGAUGCCUUCACCACGGACUUGGAAUCGCCCCCUGUCAAGUACAUCUGCUUGCCGUCCUGCAGACUCCUCUCUUAUGCCGUCCAGGCGCAUGUCACCUAUCACACGGCUUUGCUACGAUUAACGCGCCAGCUCAAGCGAACCUUUAUUCCCUCGUCGUCGUCGCUGCCUCCCAUCCCCUUGACUCCGCUAUUCUUUUGGCAUGACAAGCCUCACAUUGCCGAAGUAUCCCACUACCUGGCGCGCGUGUUCCCCACGCGCCUAUCCAUGGCCAGAGGCGCCUUCAUCGAGGACACGGUGGGGCAUCGCGCCCGAGACCAGAUGAAGCUUGGCAACUGGGCCAAGUGGGCUUGCUGGAUGUACUAUCCUGACGAAGGGAAGCGACUCUGCCUGCGUCACCUGCACGGCAGAACCUGGAGGGGCUCUGUUCUGGAACUGGAGAAAAAGGAGCACCACAUCACCAUGAACAUCAAGGGGAAGAGGAACCAAAAGAAGCUGGACAAGAAGAAGGAAAAGAGAGAGGCGAACCCUGCCGACUCUGAUGAUGGCCAUCACCAGGCCACCACGGCCCCUGCGCCAAUUGAGGAGUCCCUCGGAUCUGUCGAGGGUGUUCGUGGGGGACACGUGCCGGCGACACCAGGGUCGUAGGACACGUCCCGACAUCAAAAAAAUGGAAUGGUGCACGCGGAGUAGCAGCAACAAAAGACGACACUGUUGUCAUAAUACUCUUGUUUAAGAUUCUGGAGUUGCCCGGGACGAGCGACUGUGACUAUGUCUACUACUAGUACUACCACCACCACCACCUGGCCCAAAGGUACAGCCACUUAUGUGGCUCAGUCUCCGCGACGACGCCCUAGGCGACAGCAGACCGCCAGAUCCGGUGUAGCCCGAAAUGCGCGUCGGGGACAACCGGCUCAGCAUGUCAUUUUCCUCGCACGCCUCACUCAUCUCCGUCGCCUCGGUCCUCACAGUGAAAGCACUGCGGGCAGUCAAUGGCCUCAACGUCAACGUCGGGCUCCUGGGGUGGCUGAUGAGCACCGCAGGUAGUGGUUUUGGCAGCGUCGGCACCGCCGGCACAGGCGGCCACAAUGCCCCCGGGGCGGUCAAGUUGUGUUGCCGUUCGCCGACCAGACCUUCGGCGUCCGACAUGGUCCAGCGGGAGGAUCUGGUCGUCCUCCUGCUGCUCAUGACGCUGGACUUGAAGUCGUCGUCGUCCUGUUCGCCCUGCCGCGAGGCUCGUAUGCUGAACAUCCUGGACACCCAGCUCCAUCUCUGCUGUUCCUCGGAGUCGUUCCCGUUGCCCAGCUGGUCUAGCUCCGCUGGGUUUUCCCUGGAACCAGGGGCUCCUUCUGCCGGACACCCGGCCCAGCCCAUUGUAUCCUGUAAUCUCGACUUUUCUGUUUGCGCAUCGCUGGCCACCAUCUCAUCAGUCGCCCCACCGCCCGCACCUUGUCGGGUCGCCUUGUUGCGCAGGGCCGUGACCCAGGUUUUCCACGCUGUUGGCUUUGAACCCUUUGUCCUCCUACCGUCACUUCCUUGACUGCUUCCCACCCACACCCCCACACCGACCGGCAGCAGUGGCGGCUGUGCGCCUGGCCCGGUCCCUCCUCUCCUGUCCCGCCGCCGCUUGCAAAAGAAGAAGACGCUUGUGCCAAAGAUGAGCACGCUAAUUAGGCAGGCCAGAAUUAUGGGACCGACCGGUAGCCCGUGCGAAUUCGACGACUCCAGGGGGGACGUCUUUGACAGGUCUGCGGCCUGGCUGCUGCCCCGGGCUGAUGACACUGUCGUGGCCGUCGACGAGUCCGAACGGGCAGGUGACGUCGCCUCAUCGUCUGGUAUGCGCGGCUCCGAAGCACUGUUUUGGUCGGAGGUGGGUAGCGUUGUGGCGGCGCUCGUGCCGGUCGUUGACGUGAGCAGCGUAGAUCGUGGAAGAGUCGGCAAGGACACCACGACAACACCGUUGCCACCCGCGGGCCCGGUAGGACGGGCAGGUGGAGGUGGUGGAGGAGACGGCGUGGGUUGCGGGCCGACGCCGAUUGUGACCCCGGGGCUGAGCGGAUGGGUUGGAAACAGAGUCAGGUCGAAAUCCCUCCAUCGGAUCUGAAUGGCCGGUGCUACUGUGAUCUCUACGGCGGCCGCCGCUCCGGUCUGGGUCAUACCCCACACCCCACCGUCUUUUGCAUCGGCGGUACAAGAGAAGCCACUGGGAUUUGUUAGUCGUGGGUUAGCUUGUUUGCGUCGGGAUUCAGAUGUACUCUGUCGGACGCAUGCCGUCAGAUCAAGAAAAGAAAACUUACCUGGGCACACAAAAGGCCACCGUCUCUCCAGCCUCGACUUUGGGAAAGUCAUCAGAAGUCUUGACCUGUACCGAUGUGCAGGAAGGCCCGACGACGAAGCCUGAUGGGCAGACGGCCGGUGAAUAAAAGUCGUAUGAGCCGUCGUCGAUGUUGUCCUCCCAUCUCGGGACGUUGCAGGACUUUGGUCCCUCGGUCGGAAAGGGCGGGUACUCGGACGGCGCUUCGGUGGUGCUCAGCAGCCAUGUGCUCGUGGCGCAGUUGGGAGGUGGUGUGAAUAUGGUCGUGAGCGCGGCGAGGGCCGCCGUACCGCCAUGGAGCAGGCUGUUUGAUGACAUGUUUGCGAUGCCUCUCCCAUCGGCCUCGAAUAUGACGUACGAGGGGGAGGGACCUGUCCCUUUCUUAUGGUGGUUGCUUCGCUCCGGGCUAGCUGCUUAUCGGCCGCGGUGCAUGAUGAAGUGAAAGGAAAAUCGACCCCUCUUUUUUUCUGUGUGUUCGCUUGUCUUGUCUUGUUUUGACGAUCCUCCUCUGCUUCCCAAAAAGGACCUGCCCGUCAACGUCGAGGGGAUUUAGGCGAUGAGGACAAGAUAGGCAGAGUCAAAGCAUCAAAAAUCCCCGAGUUCAAAGACGUAGGGGCUAUGGUCAGCUCGACUUUCAACGUCCUGGCGGGUCCAACCCUGGAUCUACGGUCGCCGUAGAUCGGGAUUCUCGACUCCGCUCAUGCUACCAGGUCCAGUUGAUAAUGGGCCAUGUGGUUGCAAAGUCAACCGGGGCCCUGGCCGUGGGGCUCUUGUAUGCCAUGUCCUUUCUUCAAACUGUUGACAAAAAGACGGAUCGGGCAAGCGAACCCAAGGCCUCUGCCAGGCAUGACCCGGGGCUACUGUAGCAACUUGCUGGAUGGAAAAUACCGGUACGAAAGUUGCAGCACAUGCGUACUUCGUACUGCCGCAGUACCGGUAGGCUACCUGGGCUGGCCUUCUGCCAUUGGUAGGCUAAAUCCCUGCCCACGUCGAUCAAACGGUCGGGGUGACAGACCAGGGAGGCUUUACUUUACUCGACAUAACACAAGGCAGAUUAGCCAAGCAAGCAGUACAUGUGCUACGGAGAAAUUCCGUCGGGUUGUCAUCCCAAAACAAGCAAGAUGGAUGUUUAUGUGCUCAUUUGGAGUAAAAGUUGCGAUGAUGCAAAUGAUUUUGUACAAUUGUUUGCUCCCUGGCUUUUUUUCUCCGAGUCUUGGCAAAGAGCAACAAGUACAGCAACCAAGUCGACAGAUGCUGAUUUUUCAAUCGGUGGAUUUUCCAGACUUGAAGAGUGACGGACCGAUCCUGAACUGCCAGUCAAGUCAUUCAUCCCGUCAAACCCCUUUUUCCCGUCUUUUCCUGACCAAGACACAUCCGUUGUGUGGCUAAGUUGACUGGGACCGUCUCCCUUUUACGAUUCUAAAUAUACCAAAUGUAUCUGGUACUUCGUACUGAGUGCAAAGCAGUGCUUUUUGCAAGCUGUCCAACCGGAGCAUGGCCCGCCCGCCCCUAUCCAAAAAUGAUCAUGGUCUCCACUAGCUAACUGCCUAACCAACUUGGCCUAACCUAGCUUGCCUAGCAAAGCCUGGCCCCCCACACAUCUCAAACCUGGGGCGUGGUCCUCUAUUAUGUCAGUCGGCCAAUGACGAGAUGUGGGAGGCCUUUUUCGUUGUCGCUACAUUCGCCCGAUACAAGGCAAAAAUUUAUGCAUGCGUCUUUUUUGUUUUUUUGCUUCUUCAACUUUUUUUUGUUCCCCUCCGCUUCGAUGCUUGGUCUAUUUCGCUUCCAGACUUCCUCUUCCUCCACUGCCUUUCUCCAACCCCCUCAUGCUUUUAUAUGUGGUCCCUUCCCAAAACAAAUGACGACACCGCACCAAUGCACAAAUCUUUUUUUUUUCUGUUUGUUUCUGCAUCAAACUUAUGCAAUUCUUGUUUAUACAAUCAACUGGCUGUCUGUGAUACAUAUAACAGGUUGCAGCAGGUAUACCAUCUUGGAAUUAAUACCUUCAACUUGUUCACUAGUGCUGAACGUUUCAAACUGCACCGGCUCCGUCCGCGAUGUGUUUCUCCAUGAUCGGACGAGUAUGUAGUAAAUGGCAAAACUCCACAAGAUUACAAAA
Molecule: messenger RNA, 5369 nt
Organism: Pyricularia oryzae 70-15
Lineage: Eukaryota; Fungi; Ascomycota; Sordariomycetes; Magnaporthales; Pyriculariaceae
Exons: 2
Coding region: 220-1584 (454 amino acids)
Source: RefSeq, a predicted model, not a curated record